GUUACUUUUUAUUAUAAAUAUCAUGAUGAGACCAACACUCUAAUCAAAAUAAAUAUAAUUUGAAUUAUUGAUUAUUGGGUUUCUUUGCUUUUGAUGCUUUUUCCAUUUUAUUUCCCAAAUCCCCACUAUUAUCAAGAUACUUAUCUCCUUCCUCUGUUGUUUGCCGACACUCUGGUGCCAAGUGAAUGUUGUAUUUGGUUCCUAUUUAGGUGCAAACUAGAUUGAUUUUAGCUAACUACUCACCAUUAUAGCCUUUUCUACCAUGGCUAUGAUAGGUCCAUUUCAGUGGCAUACAAUUGUAAAAUUAUCUUGAUUUUAGGUGGUUGUAGUAGGAAUUGUGGAGGAUUUCAAAAGCACUGAAAUCUAUGUAGAGCCCUUUGUGCAGAUUUCAUGUGCGACCAGUGCGAGGGAAUUGCCCCGGUUUUUGGAAAACAAAACAUCCAUCAGCAUUAAACGAGGUCCAAAUAUAUCUCCUUUAGUUUGUUGUUGAAUCCUACCGUAUCCCAACCACCUGUGAAGAUGUCGGACUCAAUCGAUCGGGUGUUUGUAAAAGCCAUCACCACCAUCAGGGCGUUAUCGUCACGGUCGAACCACGGCUCGUUGCCCCGUCCCCCCGCAGAGAGCAGAAUGAAGUUAUACGGGCUUUAUAAGCAAGCCACUGAAGGUGACGUUGAAGGAAUCAUGGCUAGACCCAUUGGGUUUACCUUAGAGGACGAAGGGGCAAAGAAGAAAUGGGACGCUUGGAAGCGCGAGCAGAGCUUGAGCAAGACAGAAGCAAAGAGAAGAUACAUCUCGUAUCUUAUAGAUACCAUGAAGGUUUAUGCCAGUGGAACCAUAGAAGCACGAGAAUUAUUAAGUGAAUUGGAGUACCUUUGGGAUCAGAUCAAAGACUUAGAGUUCAGCCCUGAGGAAGAGUUGGAACAUAUCCCCAAUAUUCCGUUUCCAACCCAUUCACCCCUGUUUUCUCAAGCAGACCAAUCUGACAGGUACUCUACCGGUACCCCUUUACCGUUACCUAGUAACUACUCCAAUCCUGCCAAGAGCAAUCUCCACAAAAUAUACUCGCACUCUCGAAGAUCCACGAUGUUGAACAUCAACGACUACGUCCAGCAGCAAAGACAGCAACAACAACAGCAGCUGCAGCAUCUCAAUAAACGGACAACUGGUUCGGUAUACUCAUUAACUCAUGAUCCGUUGGCUCAGUCCGAUCGUCUUGGUCUCUCGUUGCAAUCCUUACCCAACAACCCUGGCAAUUCGAACAUCACACCUGCCUCAAUGGAAGACUUCAAGAAUUGGCAAGGAGAAAUCAACCUUAUCAUCAACAAGCUCUCACGAGAGUUCGUUAAUAGGCGAUCCCGGAACUUUUCUCCCAGUGAAUCGGAUCUUAGUGAUUACCUGUUGGAUCCUAGAGCAAGAAUGAAGAGAAGACUCCUUCACUUGCUUAGAAUCAUUGGCAGUAAUGCGUUCAAGGUCCUCAAAAGCUUUUCAAUCAGCGCGUUGACAAUCAUGUUUAUUGUUUGGUGUUUCAAGAAAAACGUUGUGGUGCAAAGAACUAUUGUGCGGAAACCUCUGGCCAAUUCUUCGAGAGAGACCGAAGAGUUGGUGAUCAAUAUGAUCUUAAACACCAACGAAAAUAAAUGGUUUAUAAGAAUGCUUUCAUUCCUCAACAGCUUUGUUGGCUUUGUUUGACUGGAACCUCGUUACGAAUAUACUAUAAUAAUCAUGAUCUUUUGUAGAUAUAUAUCUAUGUAGGCAUGAAUCGAUGCGCGCACACG
Molecule: messenger RNA, 1775 nt
Organism: Yamadazyma tenuis ATCC 10573
Lineage: Eukaryota; Fungi; Ascomycota; Pichiomycetes; Serinales; Debaryomycetaceae
Source: RefSeq, a predicted model, not a curated record